AUGAAGUUGCAAACCCUUAUCAUUUUGUCCCUAAGUUUGCUGCUAGGGAUCUCAGCAGAGCAAUGUGGGAGUCAAGCUGGUGGUGCCGUGUGCCCAAAUGGGCUGUGUUGUAGCCAGUUUGGGUGGUGUGGCACCACAUCCGACUACUGCGCAGCUGGUUGCCAGAGCCAGUGUAGCUCAACCCCUAAACCUACUCCAACCCCAACCCCAAGUGGCGGUGGUGGUGACGUCAGCAGCCUCGUUAGCUCAUCUGUUUUCGACCAAAUGCUUAAGUAUCGAAACGAUGGGAGAUGCCCUAGUAAUGGUUUUUACAAGUAUGAUGCUUUCAUUGCUGCUGCUCGGUCCUUUAAUGGGUUUGGCACAACUGGGGAUGUUGCUACUCGCAAAAAGGAGCUGGCUGCUUUUUUGGCUCAAACCUCUCAUGAGACUACUGGAGGAUGGGCAAGUGCACCAGAUGGUCCUUAUGCAUGGGGAUAUUGCUUUGUCAAUGAGAAAAACCAGGAUGUGUAUUGUACACCGUCCAGCCAAUAUCCAUGUGCUGCCGGCAAGAAAUAUUAUGGCAGAGGACCCAUCCAACUCACCCACAACUACAACUAUGGUCAAGCGGGCCAAGCAAUCGGAAAGGAUCUGAUAAACAACCCGGAUCUAGUGGCCACAGACCCGGUUGUAUCAUUCAGGACAGCUAUAUGGUUUUGGAUGACUCCACAGGGAAACAAGCCAUCAAGCCAUGAUGUAAUCACUGGUAGGUGGAGCCCAUCUAGUGCAGACAAAUCAGCCGGUCGGGUUCCUGGGUAUGGAGUGAUCACCAACAUCAUCAAUGGAGGGCUUGAAUGCGGCAAAGGUCAGGAUGCUAGGGUUGCUAGUCGGAUCGGGUUCUACAGAAGGUACUGUGAGAUAUUGCAAGUCAGCCCGGGAGACAAUUUGGAUUGUUAUAAUCAAAGGCCUUUUGCCUAA
Malus domestica (apple) is the source of this 954-nucleotide messenger RNA. RefSeq names its product endochitinase-like. Gene Ontology annotation, biological process: chitin catabolic process; carbohydrate metabolic process; defense response to fungus. The record is from RefSeq and is marked provisional. Lineage: Eukaryota; Viridiplantae; Streptophyta; Magnoliopsida; Rosales; Rosaceae. Gene Ontology annotation, molecular function: chitinase activity; chitin binding.